UCAUGUGCAUUUGUGGAAUUUGACUCUCAAAAAUCCUACCAGCAAGCUCUCAGUAAAAAAAUUAUUGAGGUUCCAAAUUUUGGGACUGUUACUGUUGAAGAAAGAAGACCACCAAGAGAGGAGGGAGGCGGUGGACGUCGUCGUGAUUAUUACCCACGUAAUAAUUAUAAUGCGUCACAUAAUCCUCAUAACGGUAACGGUAUAAACUCACAACGUGGAAGUGGAAAUAGAGGUAUGGAUAGACGCAAUACUGGUCCUCGUCAUCCUUCCACCAAAUCUUAUUCAUAA
Funneliformis caledonium is the source of this 288-nucleotide messenger RNA. Lineage: Eukaryota; Fungi; Glomeromycota; Glomeromycetes; Glomerales; Glomeraceae. The record is from the annotation of a GenBank genome assembly.